Messenger RNA from Bactrocera oleae (olive fruit fly), 2121 nucleotides. Its product is annotated as angiopoietin-related protein 7. The record is from RefSeq and is a predicted model, not a curated record. NCBI's taxonomy places the organism in Eukaryota, Metazoa, Arthropoda, Insecta, Diptera, Tephritidae.
AAAGAGAGGGAGCUUUUUAAUAUUGCUGAAGAUGAUUCGUUAUGUAUGCGAUUCAAGUUUUGAGCGUGUGGAAGAUCAGAAAGCAGCGCGGCGCCGCAAGCAGUCUAUCAACUAACCAGUUUUCGGAUUUGCACUCAGUAUAAACAAGGCGGUCGUUGGAUGAACACACGAUCUGCGGAUCGAAAUUAAUAUACGAAAUCGAGACACUUGGGCGCGAUCGCGUCUUUUCUUUCUUUCCAUACGUAAUAAGCAGUUGACGUUCUUGCGCGUGUGUAUGAAGAAGAUCAUUAAUAAAAUAUUAUAAUUAUCAAAAGUCUAAAAAAGUUUGCUUAUGCUGUGGAAUCAAUAAAAAAAUCUCGUUUCUGAAAUUUACAUAUGCUUAUGAGUUGAAAUAAUAAUAAUAUUAUAUAUAAGAGCGAGUAAAGUGAUAGAAGUGUUAAAAGUUUAGAAGAAGUAAAAUUUGGUCAUUAAAAAGUAACCAAGCCACCUUCAGCGCACAAGUUCAUCUGUGCCACAAUUACCUCACCGUUAGAGUACGGCUACAACCAAAAAGUGAAACAUGCAUUUCCCCAGCAUAUUAUUGGCGGCUUUUUUGGCCGUGCAACUAAGUGAUCGCGCUCUGUGUCAACAACUGCCACCGCAAAAAUUUCAAACCCAUCCGACGCGCAUGAAUGUAACCAAUUGGAACAAUAGGCAUUACCGCACAUCAGCAGCUACGUCCAGAUCCGAUGAAAUGGCCAAUAAUUGUAAGGAUCUACUAACAAAUCUACAUGAUCGUGUAAGCGUGUUAGCAACACUAGAUGAGGAUCUGCGCAGACGUUUGGAAGGUAUUGAAAAUAAGAUGGGUCAAUUCGAAACAAAUAACAUGGGUCGGUUAGACUCCUUGGCUGUACAGCAAACCGACUUCCUCAAGCGACUCGACACUCUCGACUAUAUGGAACGCCAGACGAAGCGCAAUAUUGACGAAUUGAAAGGUGACUUGAACCAAGAGAGAAAAAAGGAAGAAGCAAUCGUUUUGCGUACCGCUCGGGAGACCAAUGACCGCCUGCCACAGAUGCUGUCAAGUGAUGUCAAACUUGAUUCUUUGGGAACUUUAUUGCUUUCGACGCGUUCAGCUGUCAAUGAAUUGAAUAACCAUCUGGAAUCGAAUAUUAGUAAAUUGUCAAACAUGGUGGCCCGCGGCUUUAAACACGUGCGACGCAACAAUCGUCAACCGACAAAUUUCUACGAUACCCGCCAGCCAACAGAGCCACUCAUUACCAGCUGUGCACAAGACGCUCCAACGUCUAAUGGUAUUUUGCGUCUGCAACUCACACCCGAAUCAGACCCCUUCUAUGUACGUUGCGAUGAUGAGCUAUUUGGUGGCGGCUGGACCCUUAUACAGAAUCGUUUCAAUGGUAAAUUGAACUUCUAUCGCGGAUGGCUCGAGUACCAAACUGGAUUCGGUAAUAUAGGUGGCGAGUUUUUUAUCGGCCUUGAUAAACUACACGCUCUCACUUCGUCAGCGGUGCAUGAGCUUUUGAUUAUGUUGCAAGAUUUCGAAGGCAACUCCCGUUAUGCACGUUAUAAUUUAUUUGCCAUCGGUAACGAGAAGGAGGACUAUGCGCUCAACUUGUUGGGAGAAUACGAAGGUGAUGCUGGCGACUCCUUAACCUAUCAUGCAGGUAGCAAAUUCUCCACCUUCGACAAUGACAAUGACGGUUGUGUUGACUGCAGUUGUGCUCAGUCCCGAAACGGUGCUUGGUGGUACAACUGGUGUGACAUGAGCAACUUGAAUGGAAAAUAUUUCGAAGAAAACUACAAUAAUACGCCGUUGUAUCAAGGAAUGUAUUGGGAUGGAUUUAGAGGACCCUCUUAUUCAUUGAGGGCUGUGCGCAUGAUGAUACGCCCAGUGAACGCUGACGGUGAUUUGCAGAGGAAGUAGUUUAUAUAAUUAAAAUGGGAAUUAAUUACCUAAAUGUAUGUGUACAUUCUCUGCAUAAUUGUACUUAGGCUCUCUAACUUAUGGGUGCAUGUACUUUUGCCAUUUACGAUUACUACAUUACUAUGGUAUUGUGUUCAAAGUCUCGCUCGUACGAAAAUAAAAAGUUUCUAAAUGUUGCCUUAUCGUCACAAAAUAUA